AUGUCUGCGAGGGAGAUGAUGUCAUUUAUUCAUUUUUUCCCAAUUAUGGUUGGAGAUUUAAUUCCUGAUGACGAUGAAGUGUGGAAAUUCUUCUUAACCCUGUUAAAGCUCAUUGAUUUACUUCUCUCAUAUAAUUUUACUGACGGCAAAAUUAUGGACCUUAAACAAUUAAUAAGUCAACAUAACUCAAUGUAUAUUAGACUGUUUAAUGAUACUUUAAAACCCAAACACCACUUUUUAAUUCACUACCCAACUAUUAUUCAAUACUCUGGACCUCCAAGGUUUUAUUGGUGUUGUAAAUAUGAAGGAAAACAUAGAGAAUUAAAAAUGUACGCUCGGAUUACAACAUCCAGGAAAAAUAUUACUUUAACUUUAGCAAAGAAAUGCCAAUAUAAGUUUGCUCACAUUCUUUUACAAUCCAGCACUCAAGAAAUUAUAAUAAAAGAAAAGCACAAAAUACGUAGUUUAAAUUCAGAUAAUAUAUGCAAAAUUCUUUCUCUGUCAUCUGUUGAUUUUUGUUGUUACAACCAAAUAGAAUUUAUGGGAACAAUUUAUAAAAAAGGAUAA
Messenger RNA from Macrosiphum euphorbiae (potato aphid), 567 nucleotides. Lineage: Eukaryota; Metazoa; Arthropoda; Insecta; Hemiptera; Aphididae. The record is from the annotation of a GenBank genome assembly.